Molecule: messenger RNA, 2064 nt
Organism: Athene cunicularia (burrowing owl)
Lineage: Eukaryota; Metazoa; Chordata; Aves; Strigiformes; Strigidae
Product: L-threonine 3-dehydrogenase, mitochondrial
Exons: 10
Coding region: 689-1810 (373 amino acids)
Biological process (GO): L-threonine catabolic process
Molecular function (GO): L-threonine 3-dehydrogenase activity
Source: RefSeq, a predicted model, not a curated record
ACGGGGCCGGCGUCGUGCGUCACCUCUGACAAACGAGCCGCAGCGGUUGUGCGUGCGUGUGUGUGUCUCAAGGUUAUUUUAGCUGAAAUUCGCCAACAGCUGCCAGCUGGAGGGAACAGCACAAGCCCAGCCACCCCUCUGCCCUGCCCUGGCACAUUCACCAUGUCAGGGGACACAGGGAGGGACACCGAGUCCCCUUACCCCAGUUUGGGGCUCUCCAAAAUUCCCGAAGGGAACAUGUGAUGGCUUUGGUCUGUCCAGCCAUCCCGGCUGCCUUCAUUGUUGGUUGAGCUGAGAGUAUCCCCUAGUUGUUGCAGCUCGAGCGCUCCCAAAUGCGGUGAUCCGAUGGACUUUCCAGUUGGCAGCAGUUGGGUGCCAGGGAGUGAGGCUUUCCCGUGGGACACAGGCAAGGUGGCGUGUGCUUCGUCUUCUGGAUGCCUGAGGCAGGCAGUAACUUUCCACUCGAGCUCUUAAUACAGUUGGAAAAAAGUAAAGAAGCUUGCCAGUGCGUAAACCCUUCUUCAGGUCUGAAGCAGAAACUCUGUGGUUUUGGAGACAAACGUGUGGGACAACUACUUUCUGGCAGGUUUUGAUUGGCUUUCAAAAGAGGCAGUGUCCUAUAAAUUGCCAUCUCAGCUCUGCUUCUGCUUUAUCACCAGCUGAGGGACAGCACAUUUGAAGGAGGAAGAUGCCAAUCGUCAAAACCGUGAGCAGAGCUGUCAGCCAGCUGCUCCAGAGCUCUGGUUGUGGAUGUGGGAUUUCCAUCGUGCCUGUUCGCUGCAUCGGGGUCUCACCCCGCCAGGUGGCCUCUGAUGCCAGCUUCCACUCGGUUUCUUUUUCCGAGUCCGAUCACCCUCGGGUGCUAAUUACAGGUGGUCUUGGUCAGCUUGGAGUGGGACUUGCUAAGCUUCUGAGAAAACGCUUUGGAAAGAACAACGUGAUCUUGUCUGACAUUAGAAAGCCUGCGGAUAAUGUUUUUUAUAGUGGUCCUUUUAUCUACGCGGAUAUCUUGGACUACAAGAAUUUACGUGAGAUAGUGGUGAAUAAUCGGAUAACUUGGCUGUUCCACUAUAGCGCUUUGCUCAGUGCUGUUGGAGAAGCAAACGUGCCUUUGGCCAGAGCUGUAAAUAUUACCGGUUUACACAAUGUUCUGGAUAUUGCUGCUGAGCAUAAUUUGAGACUCUUUGUUCCAAGCACUAUCGGAGCUUUUGGACCCACCUCUCCUCGAGAUCCAACUCCUGAUCUCUGCAUUCAGAGACCAAGGACAAUCUAUGGAGUCUCCAAGGUCCACGCUGAGCUCAUGGGAGAAUACUACCACUACCGGUAUGGUCUGGACUUCCGCUGCCUGAGGUAUCCAGGAAUUAUAUCUGCUGACUCUCAGCCUGGUGGGGGAACAACUGAUUACGCUGUCCAGAUUUUCCAUGAUGCCAUAAAGACUGGCAAAUUUCAGUGCAACCUAAAGCCAGACACCCGUCUCCCUAUGAUGUAUAUUGAUGACUGUCUGAAAGCGACUCUGGAGGUGAUGGAGGCCCCUGCAGAGGCACUGAGCAUGAGGACAUACAACAUCAGUGCCAUGAGCUUCACUCCCGAAGAGCUGGCACAAGAGGUGCAGAAGCAUGUUCCUGAGCUCCUGGUGACCUACAACGUGGAUGAAGUCAGGCAGGCCAUAGCUGACAGCUGGCCGAUGAACUUUGAUGACAGGAACGCCCGGAGGGACUGGGGCUGGAAACAUGAUUAUGAUCUCCCCGAGUUGGUGACUACGAUGUUUAGCUUCCUUGGGUCUGACUCCAGGAUUGCUCAAGCUAACUGAAAUACUUUAUAAGAUGUUUCCAGAUUUCCACAGAGGACCAGGAAGAAAUGGCUAAAUUACUUUAUAAUUUUCUGAGUCUUAGAGCAUGUCAAUUAUUAAUUUUCAUAAGUAGCAAUAGAGUUGGGCAGAAACAUACUGUAGCUGGAAUGUACUAUUAGGUAAACAACAUCAUCUGGUACUGUCUCCAAGCACAGCACUGAUGACAAACACAGAGUUCUUGAACUUUCACACUUAAACAGCUAGAAAAAAAAAGA